Leptopilina heterotoma is the source of this 3346-nucleotide messenger RNA. RefSeq lists its product as uncharacterized. Gene Ontology annotation, cellular component: nucleus. NCBI's taxonomy places the organism in Eukaryota, Metazoa, Arthropoda, Insecta, Hymenoptera, Figitidae. The coding region runs from base 197 to 3148 and encodes 983 amino acids. The record is from RefSeq and is a predicted model, not a curated record. The transcript is spliced from 16 exons.
AAAUGGCGUCGUAUUAUGGCGUCGUCGGAGGCUAUAAGUGGUGAGAGUAGUCAAAAGCCGAUUUUUGCCGAAAUUUAUCAACUUGUUAGCGUUCUUAAUGCAAAGUGUAAGGUGUUAUUAAAAAUCCAGUGAAUUUAGUGUUGAUUAUCGAAGCGGAGGUCGUGAUAAUUUGACAGUAAUGUAAACUAGAUCGAAAAUGUCUCGAAGGAGAUCACAUGCUACUUCUUGCCGAGUUGCAACUCCCGGAAAAGUUUGUUGUUUCUGUGGUCUUGCUGACAUCAAUGAACUCGAAUAUGGAAAAAUUUACGAACUUGGAAAUAUCGUCACACAUUAUUACUGUCUACUUUUGUCCUCGAUGAUGCAACAAAAAGGACGCGAUGAUCAAGGGAUUUUGGGUUUUCUAUCGGCGGACAUUGAAAAGGAAGUGAAAAGAGGAAAAAGACUUGUUUGCUAUCAUUGUAAAAAGAAUGGCGCAACUUUAGGAUGCUGUAACACGAAAUGCAAACGAAUAUUUCAUCUUCCCUGUGGUUUGAAAGCAGGAUCAUUACAUCAAUUUUAUAGUGAAUUUAGAUCCUAUUGUAUAAAUCAUCGUCCAAAACAAUUAAUCGAUGGCCGAGUAUUGGAGGAAGUUCAAAAUGCAGAAACCACAUUGUGCUACAUUUGCUAUGAUAAUGUUAACUAUCGCGAUAUUUUGGCAAUGUUAUGGGCUCCUUGCUGUAAGAAAAAUGCUUUUUUCCAUCGUAAAUGUGUUCAACAAUUGGCAAACAGUUCGGGAUAUUUUUUCAAGUGUCCCCUUUGCAACAAUAAAAAAGAAUUUCAGGAAGCAAUGCUAGAACACGGAAUUUUCAUUCCUUCUCAGGACGCGUCUUGGGAAUUAGUUCCGAACGCUUUUCAGGAGUUACUCUAUCGACAUAAUAAAUGUGAUGCAGAAACUUGUGUUUGUCCUAAGGGAAGGAAUCAUUCAGGCAGCAAUGCGGCGCAGUCAAAUAAAUGGGAAUUGGUUCUUUGUCAAAUGUGUGGCUCACAAGGAAUUCACAGGCAUUGCGGACAUUUAAAAUGGACAACAUCGCUGUGGGAAUGUGACGAUUGUCGAUUAAUUCUAGAUAAAUCUUCCCUUGUAAAUAGACAAAACCAAUCAGAUGGUGCUGGAGGAAAUACUGGAAAUCGAGCAAUCACGAAGGAUAUUGACAGCGAUAGCGAUCUCUCCGUUGGACACGAUUCACACGAUCAUUCUGAAAAAUGUUCACUUCUCGAAACGAAUAUUCCAAUUGUUAGAGUUCGUCCCGGUCCUCUUUCUUACAAAAUGAAAGAAGUCAUGAAAGUCGCUCAAAGUCAACCAAUGACGAAAGGCUCUUCGAGUAGUCUCGAGGGGACGAAUUCGUCGAGCAGCUUGCCGACAUGUGAAAAUGGUAAUAAAAACGACAAGGAUCCAAAAACAGUGAUUUUAAUUGACAGUGACGAGGAAGCGGAUGUUAUUGAGAUUAUUAGCGAAAAACAGAGUCCCAAAGUGUUGACAACGAAUGAUGGUAAAAAAAUUCAAAUUCUCGAGAAGAGAGAAAUUGAUAAACUUGCAACGACAAAUAAAAAUGAAAAACUUGAUGAACCAUCGAAAUUAUUGUCUAAGGAUUCAAAGCCAAUUAUCACCAGUAUUCAAACAGUGAAUAAUAUUCUCAAUCAAAAGUAUCCCAUUCAAAUGCCACCUCUCACGCCAAUCAUCAAUAAAUCAGCACAAAACAAACCUAAGGAUCAAUUUGAAAUUUCACCAAAUUCACAGAAUUCAAUAAAAAAUUCACAAAUAAUUAGCAAUCAAUAUCUUUCGAGAUUAACAAUGUCAGGAAGUAAUAUACAAGAAAUGAGUCAAUUUACUGGUAAUUUUAAUCAAAAAAUAUCGAUAAAUUCAUCGUCACAAGAGAAAAUAACGGAAAAUUUUAAUCCACAACAAUAUUUCACUUCUCGUAGUAGUAACAAUAAUAAUAAUAAUAAUAAUAAUGUGCCACCGCAAAUUUUUCACUUACGAAGUAUUGAAUCACAAGUAUUGAAAAAUAGAAUUCCAACAGUUGGAGAAUCAAUAAAAUUAAAAAAUUGUCCACCACUUGGUCUAAUACCAUGCACUACGAUAACGGAAAAUUCAUCAAAUCAAAUGUCCAUUCCCUCAAAUAGUAAUGAGAAAAAUAAAAAUUAUUCCACAACAAUGAACAAUUUACCAAAAAUUUCAAUGAACGAAAAUGAUUCGAUGGGAAUUAAAAUUUUAAAUGUUUGCUCAUUGGCGCCGGAUUUAUUUGAAAAAUUAGAAUCACAAGACGAGGGGACAAGAUUAAAGAGAAAAGCCGAAACAACACCGGGAACAUCGCAAUGUUUUGAUGUUAAUAAUAGUGUGGAAUUUAAACGAACGAGACUCGCGAAUGAUGCACCGGCAUUAACUUAUCUCAAUGAAUGGCGGGAAAAAUUGAGAAAUAGAGAAGCUAUGAUUAAGAGUAAAAAUAAAAAUUCCGAUGAUACGAAUGAUAUGAAUAUUAUGAAUAAGGAAAUGAAUGUCGAAGGAUUUAUGCAACCGAACAGACAAACUUCGAGUGAUUGGAGGAAAACUGUUGAAAUUUGGAAGGAAACGAAAACAAUAUGGAAGGAGAGAAGAGAAAUUGAUUCUAAUGAUGUUAUUAUUGAUGAUAAUAGGGAAAAUGUGAAACAUCCGAUUUUAAAAAGUUUAAUUGAACAGACAAUUGUUAAAGGAAAGGUUAUUAAUGAUAAUGCUGGAAUUAUGGAAGAACAACCGUCGACGAGUAAUAUUCAGAAGAAAAUGAAUGUCACGCCUCCUUCUAAUAAUGCUGGAUUUUAUGUCGAUAGAGGAAAGUCGCAAGAUGUUUUAAAAGUUGGAGGAAAUAAUGGUGCCUGUAUCUCUUGGGAUUCUUCUAACAGUGUCAAAGGGAUGCAGUCAACAGUCCGACUAUUUCCCCAAAGCAUUGUCUUACCACAAUCAAUGCCAUCGGCAAAGUCGGAUUCCAAGCAGAAAAUCAAAUCACCACUAAAGCAGACUCACAAUUUGGAAACGACACAAUCGAAGACUUCAAAUUUAGCGGCCUCCAGUGUAACAACUCAGAAGCCAAUCAUGAACUCUACGAAAAUUCAAGCUCCUGUGAUUCAACUGGAUUGAUUCCGGAUAAUGUGUCAUUAAGUGACGUCAAAUUCCGAGUCUGUGGAUCAGACAUAGUUCAAGUGAUUUUAUACGAUAAAUAUCGAAUCGACAUCAAGAUGGACAAUUCUGGUUCAAGAAGUCCUCGCGAUUCCGAUUCAUCACCACUGCCUUGUCCAAGUUUCACCGAUGAGUUUGAUGAUUCGCACGAAUUGGGCC